This is a messenger RNA of Lutzomyia longipalpis, 984 nucleotides long. Its product is annotated as syntaxin-4. The record is from RefSeq and is a predicted model, not a curated record. Bases 105 to 971 code for a protein of 288 amino acids. Gene Ontology annotation, biological process: vesicle-mediated transport; intracellular protein transport; vesicle fusion. Gene Ontology annotation, cellular component: membrane; synaptic vesicle; endomembrane system. Gene Ontology annotation, molecular function: SNAP receptor activity; SNARE binding. The transcript has 7 exons. NCBI's taxonomy places the organism in Eukaryota, Metazoa, Arthropoda, Insecta, Diptera, Psychodidae.
CAAAGAUAGGCACACACGCAGUUUUCACUCGAAUUGAGUGAAAAGAAGAGUUUUUUAAUUUUAUUUCAAGAAGAAAAGUGAGAAAGCCAUUGAGGCUGUGAAGAAUGGUGCGGGAUCGCCUGCAUGAGUUAAAAUCUAAUUCACCUUAUCGCGACGAUGACGACAUUGGAUUAGAUAUUGAAGUGACAACAAACCUCGAGAAUGAUAUUGAGAGUGUGUUGAAUGAGUUUGCAGAUGCCCGCCGGAUUGUCCAAGAAAUUCGUGGUAAUACAAAAUCCAUGAAGAAGCUGGAGAAUGAAAUUGCAAAUCGCAUUCCCACACCUCCGGGGGCAACUGAAGAGUUUGAGGAACGCCGAGAGGCAAACAUGCUCCUCUGCCAGAAUGUCUACAACAAGAUGAAGAAGCUGGAAGCCACACUACCCUUCAAGGAUGAUUUUAAAGCCAUUUCCCGAAUAAAACGCUACCAUUUUCAUUUUGUUCGGGAGGAAUUUAUAGAUGCAUGGAAUGAGCAUGAGGCUUUUCUCGUGGAGUAUGAGGAGAGGAUUAAGAGGAUGCUGAAGAAGCAAGCCAGGAUAGUCAAUGCUUCUGCCGAUGAGGAGGAGAUUGAGAGUUUAAUCACCGAGCGAAAGACAUCGCUCUUUGUGGCAAAUAUUGUACAAGAGACUGAAUUGGCGCGCAGGCAGCUGCAGGAUAUCACGCAGCGACAAAUUGAGCUGGAGAAGAUUGAAAAAUCCCUCGUAGAGGUCAGAGAUAUGUUUUUGAGGAUAUCAACUCUUGUAAUGGAACAGAGCGCCAGAAUCCAAGUCAUCGAAUUCCAUGCUCAACAAACGGGGAUCAACGUUGAGAAAGGUGGAGAAAAUUUAGGCAAAGCACGUGAAUUGAAAAUUAAGACGCUAAAGAAGAAAACAUGCCUCCUCAUAUGGCUGGCUGUAGCUCUAACAGUUAUAAUUUUGAUUUUAAUUAUAUUUUGAGCACCAAAAAAAA